Molecule: messenger RNA, 6585 nt
Organism: Dama dama (fallow deer)
Lineage: Eukaryota; Metazoa; Chordata; Mammalia; Artiodactyla; Cervidae
Exons: 2
Coding region: 4472-5749 (425 amino acids)
Source: RefSeq, a predicted model, not a curated record
UGUUCUUUCUCUGUUCUCCCUGUUUUCUUGGAGUAACUGUAUGGGAAGAUGAAGAAGCGAGGAUGCUGGGGGCUUCCGUGGCAGACCACAAGGGGCACCGGUCGGACCCCUGGCCGAGGAACCAAGAUCCUGCUUGUGUCUCUGCACAGCCAAGAAAAGAAGCGGGGCCUGGGGGGAAGCAGCGGAAGAAGCAGCGGAAGCUCGGGGGGCAGGUCUGGCUCCGUGGGGCAGGCCUGUUCUCGGCGGCACGUGUUUCUGUCCUCCCCACGUUCCCACUUCUCCCUCUGGACGAGGUCAGCCCACUUACCAUGCUGGGUUGUUCCAGUUGAUGACCUCUUGCUGACCUUUGGACUUCCAUCCGAGGUCCCGUGGCUUCAGCAGCCUCUCUCUCCUGCGCUGGCCUCUCCCCCGGAUCCCUGGCGGCAGUUCCUGGUCCCACCGGCCAUGAGCUGGAGGCCACGGGGUCAUCCUGGAAGCCUCGACCUCCCCCCGCCCCCUGUGGUCUCUCCCCCGGGUUUACCUCUUAGCCGUGCUCAGCACCUUCACUGCUCCCUGUCAUGGAAACACGGCUUUAAUUCAGGCCCUCGUUAACUCUGCCUAGCGCGGUAUCUCCCUGACCGGCUCCCUGGCCCCCAGUCUUGGAGUCAGGGCUCUUCAAGCUUUCUGUGAAGGGCUGGAUAGUAAACAGCGGAGUCUCUCUUGGCCAUGAGGGUCUCCCCUUCAACUACUCAACUCUGCUGUUGUUCUGUGAAAGCAGCUGUAGAAAAUACAUCCAUUAAUGGGUGUGAACUUGCCCCAAUAAUACUGUAUUUACAAAACCAAGUGGUAGGCUAGGUUUGGCCUACAGGCUGUAGUUUAGCCACUCUUGUCUGAAACCCAUUCUUUGCAGUGUAGCCAGACUCUUCUACAAAAUGCAGCUUUGACACUGCAGCUCAGCUUGUUUAGGCGUUUAAAUUUCCUGUGGCGGCGGAAGGACAUGCUCCUCCGCAUGUGUGGAUUGGGUGUGGAUUGGAGGCCGGCCUGGCCCCUGCCCUGUCCCACCCCUUUCCCGGCUCCUUCCCCGGGCCGCGCCCCUGGUGUGCCCGCGCAAGCUGCACUCAGUUCCCCCUGUCUUGCUGUGCCGUCCUUUCUUUGUGGGUGGAGAGUCUAGUGCUCAAAAUAGCCUUUCAUCUUUUUCUCCUCCUGCUGUUGAUGUUAGACUGAACGUUUUAUAUUGGUGGUUAAGCAGACGUCUCCUGUGAAAACAUUCUGAUGGAAAACCUGAAACAACUGACCCCAAAAGCCAGGUCCGUGUUGGGCCAGAGCACCGUCACUCUGCUCACUGCAGCCUUGCCAGUGUGAGUUAGAAUUCGGGGCUGGGGUGGGGGGAGUAGCCCCCAUGCUGGGCUCGGCCGUGUGCGGUCUGCUGCACGGCCCCAUCCAGGGUCUUCGAGGGCAGGAGCCAGCAAAGGUGCGGUGUCCCAGCAGGGUUUGUUUGUUUUACUGAGCAAUAAAUACAUUUUUAAUUUAUUUAUUUGGUUGCAUCAGGAUCGUCACUGUGGCAUGAGGGAUCUUCUGUUCUGUGCACGGGCUUCUCUCUAGCUGUGGUGUGUGAGCUUAGCUGCUCCUUGCCGUGUGGGGUCUUAGUUCCCUGACCAGGGAUCAGACCUGCAUCCCCUGCGUUGGCAAGCGGAUUCUUAACCACUGGAUGACCAGGGAAGUCCCCAGCAAUAAAUAUUUUAAUUUCUGUUUUAUUUUUUAUGAUGACAAUCUUUAAGUUUUUUUUUUUCUUUUCCAAAUACAAAGCUAAACCACGAGCAGGUGCAACUGAGACGUUUCAUCUCGCACGUGCACACUCCCUUUGAAUCCUCCAAGUGUGAGGCCAGGGCGGGGGCGUCGAGUGACUCCUUGAAGUGGAAACUGUUAGUUAAUGUUGUUCUCUGGAAGGACUGAUGCUAAAGCUGAAGCUCCAGUGCUUUGGCCACCAAGAUGCAAAGAGCCAACUCAUUGGGAAAGACCCUGAUGCUGGGAAAGAUUGAGGGCAGGAGGAGAAGCGGGUGGCAGAGAACAAGAUGGUUGGAUGGCAUCACUGACUCAAUGGACAUGAGUUUGGGCAAACUCUUGGAGAUGGUGAAGGGCAAGGAGGCCUGGUGUGCUGUAGUCCAAGGGGUUGCAAAAAGUCGGACAUGACUGACCGACCGAACAACAACUGUUACUUUUACCGUUUUGUGGAGGAGGUGACUGAGGGCAAGCUGUUUGACCAGAAUCACACAGUGAGUAAGUGGAGGGGGCCCAGGUCCCGUCCUGGAGAAUGGGUCCCAGGCCACGGCCACGAGCCCUCUCCUAACAGAUGGGGAAGUUGUUCUGGGUCUUUUGUUAAUAUUGUGGAUUCUUACUGAUGGCGUGACUGAGUAUUGAAAGACGAGCCUUAAUUAGAUAUCAGAUUAGUUUGGUAAGAAAACAGGAAGGAAUGUGUUGAAGGAAGGACUCAUGGAGGGAUCUGCCCGCUGUGUCAGCUGUUUGAACGGUUACCAGCUUGCAGUGAUGGAAAUGCUGUGUGUAUGGCGGGGGGGAGUGACGGGUGUGUCUGCCCCUCGGGCCAGAACCCGCAUGUGUGAUACCUGAGUGUAGGGGUCCCACAGAACCCAGGGAAGAGGAAGUUUGUGUAAUGAAUGGUGUUGGAGAAAGUAAGUACUUUUAGCCCAAACAGGUCAAUUUAGAUUCAUGCUCCUUUUAAUUUGAAUAUAUUCCAAAUGGAUCAGGUUAAUUAUUAAGAAUCAGUUGUUCCUGAAGUAAAAAGUUAAGUACAUCACUCCCAACUGUAGAAAGUCUAGUAGGAUAAAAGGGAGCCUCCAUUAUCGGAGUAGUGGCGAGUACCUGCGCUUGCCAGUAAGGGCAGAGGAUUCAAGGACGUCAGAACCGACACUGUCUGGCUUGGGUAGCGUUCUCCGUGGUCUCUCCUGGAAAGGAGAGUUUGCUGAGGAGACAGGGAAGUGCCGAGACCUGGGCGCGGGCCGCGCUGACCCCAGUGUCCCGGGAGCCCCGCACACCUCCCCCCUCCCGUGUGCACUCCACUCUGCCCCCUGCUUCGGCCUUCUCUUGCUGUGAAUGGGCUUUCCCUCCCAGGUCCGAGGAGGUCAGCAGCCCGAGGCUCCUCCCAGGCCGGCUCUGUCUAGGGAGCGGGGCAGCUCCACACACAGUGCCCAGCAGGCCCGAGGGCUGGGCAGGCAGAGGGGCCCGCGUCCCGAGACACUUUAGCAGUGGACCGCGGGAUGGGGGGUUUGUGGCAGAGAUGGGGAGGCAGUCUGGACUCUGUGAAAAGCCUUAACAAAUUCGUAGAAGUAACAGGACACCUACAGAUGAAUAAUGUGACUCCAAGAAAAAAAUUUGCUCAAACUCUAUAUUUUGCAGUGCGUGUUAAACCAGCAGCCAGGCCUCGUUUGACACUUACUGAAUUCAAGGGGAAGACAUUUUCCCAGCUCCCUUCCAGAAGGAUUCAGCUGCAUUAAGUACGCAUAUGCCAGGAGGCAGGGAAAUUCUGGCCACAGAAUAUCUAAGAAUUUAUCUUGGAGAAAGGGCUCUCCGUGCCCCAUGCGGCGGCGUCCCUCAUAACCAGCGGUGGGAGCAUCUGUGCCGCGCCACGCUAGGUUGGCUUUGGUUGUGUCCGAAUCUUUUGCGGCUGUCGCCCACCAGGCUCUUCUGUCCAUGGGAUUGUGCGGGCAAGAGUCCACAGAGUGGGUUGCCGUGCCCUCCUCCAAGGGAUCUUUCCGACGCGGGGAUCCAGUCUGCAUCUCCUGCAGCUCCCGCAUUGUAGGUGGAUUCUUUACCAUCUGAGCCAGCAGGGAAGCAUCUAAUAAUUUUAGAUAAGAUAAGGCCAUGGGGGCCCACUGGCUCUAGACAUUCACUGGAAUGUUCUGCAGCAGUGGAGAAAAAUUGUUGACUUAAUUUCAAGUGCAAAAAGCAGAAUACCAUGGCUUCAUCUCUGCCUGUCCCCAGAUUGAACCUCGCUUGCAGGGCAGGUGUGGGAGGCCUCUCGCCCCUCAUUCCUUUCACUGUGGCUGGAGUGUUUGUGCAGGUGUGGGGGGGUGCCGUCAAGAUGGGUUUACUUAGUCAGCUGGUGUUUAUGAAACACCCUCUAGGUUCUCAGGGAACGUGUAAUCAAUUAGGUUGUUCCACCCAUCUUUUUCAUUUUACCUAUUCAGUGUCACAUGGCACUGUUGACAGAUGUGGAAUCCAAAUUACUCAGCAGUCAUGGUGCAUCUGCUUUAUGCUGAGCGUCACCCGGGAACGUUUGGGCAGGACCCCAAACUCGACCAGUAGCUGAAGGUGGCACCCUGCCUGUCCUUAGCACCCCGGGGCCCCUGCCCCUCUGCCUGCAGUGGUGAUGGGUGCGCCCCUCUGUUUCCGGCCCGGCCCGCCUGCCACGCGGCUAUGACUCCGUUUGUCUCAAAGCAGCCUUGUGAGGUGUGCUGUGGUGAUCCACGUCCUGGAGAUGGGAGACGCCACAGGCUGGCUGCGGGCCAGUGAGGGUCAGAACCCUGUCCAGGGAGCCGCCACCUGCUGUGCCCAAACGGCGCUGCCCUCCUCCUCCACCCCUCCCGUCCUGGGAGCGGCUGGGGACGCUGGAGGAGGGCGCCCACUCGCCUCUCCCUGGAGGACCGCCGGGGCCCACCCCCUGAGGCUGCCAGCCCCGUGCCCCCGCCCUGCCUGCCCCUCCCACUCAUGCCGGGCUCCCCGCUUGGUGUCUGCAGACCCUCAUUGGCUCUGCCUGGGCUGCCCCCCUUUCUCUGCCCUGCGGGAUCCUAUUCAUCCUUCAAGACCCAGCCAGACGGUCACCUUCCCUGGAGCCUUCAGCGUCCCUCUCCUCCUUGGGCGGCGGCUGUUCCCCCUCUUUCCCUGGUUAGCAUCCAUGCAUUGGUUGAUUUCCAGUGUUUUUCCAACGCCCACCACAUCCCAGGCUAGUCUGGGGGCUAGUGGGGACAAGAGAGCCGUGGCCCCACCUUUGUGGGCUGGUUUCCUCAGGUGGGGUGGGAGGGUGCCCCGCUCAGGCAGUGCUCUUCACACCCUGGUCAUUGACCCCUGGAGAAGGAAGAAGCUGGGAGGGCAGACGGAGUGGGCGUUUCCACAGGGGCCUCCGGGAAGCCUCUCGUGGGGAAGGCAGUGGGGGAGGUUGGCAGAGGAUCUUGUAGAUGGAGGUUUUGAGGAGCAGCAGGGGCCUGAGUCAGAGGAGCGAGGACUUCACGCAGGCAGGGGUGUCCAGGUGGCACGCGGGCCCCUCGUUAGGCUGGCAGGGACGUGGCCCUUGUCUCCUGUCUGGGGAUGGCCACGAUCGUGCUGUGCGGCGCAGCGCUGGCCACGGCCCUCCUGUUUCUCUAAAGCUGUGCCUGGGGAUUGCCUUCCCGGCUCUGUCUGUGUCUCCCCCAAAUCCUGGUGGGCUGGAAGCGUCAGCGUCACUCUGCAUUCGGGAGACUCGGCCUCCACCUGGAGAUGGUAUCCGUCGGGGGCGGGUGGACUCACCUUCCACGUGGGUGCGCGCUGCACAGUGCAGGAGCUUGGGCCUUCUAAGCCCGAGUGCCCCCCCCCACGUGGUUGCCUUCCUUCACCCAGAGCCCCGGUCUGCUGGGCCGUCCUGCGUCACAGGAGCCCUACUGCGCACCCCGGCAGGCUGUGGCCCCUGUUCUGUGUGGCCUGGCAGGUCUGGUGGGCGUGUGGGGGUGCAGGGGAGCCCCAAGAGUGGGCGCCGCGCUGGGCAUCUCCUCCCGUGAGGUGACCAGGGUCUAAUGAUAGAGGAAGAUAGUUUUUCCUCCCUAAGUCUUUUUUUAUCACUGAGACAUAAUCCGCUUACCACAGAACGCACACUUUAAAAGUGUCCAGCUCAGCAGGUUUAGUGCUGACUAGAUUGUACACCCAUCACCACCGUCUGAUCCCCGAGAAGAAAGUCUGUACCCACUGGCAGUCGUUCCCAGCUGCCUCCUCCCACCAGCCCCCGGCAGCCACCACUCCUGUCUCCAUGGGUUUAUCUAUUCUGGACGUUCCCAGAUAAAUGGCAUCCCAUACAGGCACCCCUUAUUUGUACUCUGAAGAUGCUGUGGUUGUUUUACAGAUUAGAUGUUUUAUAGAGCAGGUCUGUUGGCACAGUUUUUACAACAGCAGUAUUUUGUAAUUAAGUUAUGUAUGUUUUUUAGGAGAUAAUGCUAUUGCACACGUAAUAGACCACAGUAUGGUGUAAACAUACCUUUAAAAGAAUGUUUAUUUGGCCACGCUGGGUCUCAGUUGCAGCACCCAGGGUCUUCUUUGUGGCGUACAGACCUAGCUGUGGCUCAGGAGCUUAGCUGUUCCUCGGCAUGUGGAAUCUUAGUUCCCCGACCUGGGACUGAACCCUCGUCCCCUGCAUUGCAAGGCGAAAUUCUUAACCCCUGGACUACCGGGAAGUCCCUAGAAUUGUUUUAAUUUUAUUUUCAAAUUGUAUGUUGCAUGUGAAUCAGAACACAGCUGACGUCUGUGUAUUGACGGUGCAUCCUGCAGCCCCGCUGGACUCAUCCACUAUCUCUCGUGAUCGUCUGUAGAACCUUCUCCUUAAGUCUUGAUGUUCAAGUUCUAUUUAAU